CAAGAGCCCCACCACAAGCUCAAACCAAUCAAUUUUCCUCCCCUCCAAUAUAGAGCUCAAGCUCGAAAAAUCUCCCACCUCAACCUCGCGACGAGACAUAGUCGAAUACAUUUACAUUGACAAUUGACGUAUGAUCUCCGAGUCUAAUUUCUCAAAGGGCUAUGAUCUAAGAAGAAAUCUAAGUUUCCAAAAAGCCCACCGAGGCUACAAUUCAUCUCUCUAUUCCCACUAACCAACCAAUCGUCGAAAAUAUCACAAUGGCGACAGCAACAUCCACAACACAACACCUCCUCCUCUCCCCCGCCGAACUCGCCUACCUCCACAGCGCACUCCUCCUCUCACCACCAGUCCGCCCCGAUGGCCGGGGCGCAUCGCAAUUCCGCCCCCUAACAGCCGAAGCCGGUGUCCUGCCCGGCGCCAACGGCAGCGCGCGUAUAUGUUUCGCAGACGGCACGGAAGCCGUCGUCGGUGUCAAAGCCGAAGUACAAAAGAGCCGAAAAGCGCAUGUAUCGUACCAAGACUAUUUCUACGAGAAUAAGGAAUUACGGCGGAAACGACAUGGAAAAGGCAAAGAAACGGAGAAGGAAGAUGAAGUCUCUGAUGAAGAGGAAGAUAAGGGAGCGUUAAUAGCGGGGGAGAAUGAUUGGGUCGAGGUUACGGUUGAAAUUCCUGGAUACCGCGACGACGAUAGUAGCACCGUAUUUCUGGCUACGAUGCUUAGUGAGGCAUUGUUAGCGGAUGGGGAGUUUACGAAGAAGUUAUGGAUCAACCGACGAUUUCACUGGAAGCUUUACAUUGACAUCAUCCUCAUCUCUCCACCUCUCUCCUACCCGCUCCCGCUCCUCAGCUUAACAACACACCUCGCCCUCCUCGCGACCCGACUUCCACGAUUAAAAUCCGAAGCGGACGAAGAUCCUAUGUUCGACGACGACUGGGCCUCCUCUACAUACAUAUACCCGCGACAGACCAGCACCGGCACGCCUAGUUCGCGGCCGCCUGUCACAUUACUUGUCAUGGCUGUAGGCGAAAGCAUCAUUUUCGACCCGUCGAAGGAGGAGCUCGCGGUAGCGGACUCGGCACUUGCGGUAUCGGUGGGCGGGAAGACUGUUAUUGACGGCGACGACGGGGCGAUGGACGUAGAUGGCAUAGCAGAGACAGGUAGACAAUUACGCUUGCUCUCCGUACGGACAAUAGAUCCACCGUCAAGGUUAACAGCGCCGGGAGUGCCAAACUCGGUGAAUCUAGCUGCGUGGGGACAAGGUGUGCCCGCGGCGAAGGACCCAGGAGCUCGAGCAGCGGAGAUAGAAAACACGGAGGGUGUGUGGAAGGCGCCUAGAGGAGGAGCUAAGGUAGCUGUUCUCGGCGCUAUGGUACAAAAAGUACUAGAAAAGGGCGGUAUUACGGACGAGGUCCUGGAUGGUUUGGACGCUGUGGAUCUGGGAUAGAAAUCGUAUUAUGUGCGAUACGAUUUAAUUGAUAUCAAAUCUGGAGCUUGCUUUGCUUCGUAUCCUUUUGCCUUGUCCCGGAGUUGAGAUUCGUUUUAGGGAAGGCCGCCGUCAUGGUAGCCUCUCACCUAGUAAAUUGAGUAGUGGCUAUUACUUCCUUUUUCAUCUCUUUCCACACUACUGUAUACAACUCCCACCACUUCAAAAUAUCCCAAGGUAUUUCUUCCUCUUCCCAUCCGGCGUGGUCUCCGUCGCCGUCGGCGUAGUAGCUUCAGGCUCACUCGUCGCAACCGGUUCCGCGGCAACUACAGCCGCCGCAGCCUCUUUCUCUACGC
Molecule: messenger RNA, 1780 nt
Organism: Hypoxylon trugodes
Lineage: Eukaryota; Fungi; Ascomycota; Sordariomycetes; Xylariales; Hypoxylaceae
Product: ribosomal protein S5 domain 2-type protein
Exons: 2
Coding region: 258-1445 (395 amino acids)
Biological process (GO): U5 snRNA 3'-end processing; U4 snRNA 3'-end processing; TRAMP-dependent tRNA surveillance pathway
Cellular component (GO): cytoplasmic exosome (RNase complex); nuclear exosome (RNase complex)
Source: RefSeq, a predicted model, not a curated record